CAUAUUGCUCCUAGCAUCAAUAAUUAAAUAAAAUAUGUAAUUUAACUGCAAUUUUACUGGCAAUAGUCUUAUGUGGGUAUUAAAAUUAUACUCAAUUAAAAAGAUUUUAAUAUACGUACUUCUUACGUAAUGGGAGAGUGUCCCUAAUUGAAAUGCCCAAAAGGAUGUAAUGGUAAAAUAAAGAGCGCUCAUAUUCCACUAAAAAUGUCUGAAUACGAACGAAUUCGAGUAGGUAAAUUGAAGUUAAAAGGAGACAAAGAAAAUUUUAGAUCUAAAAAGCGAAAGCAUAAGAGUAGAAAGCAUCAAGAGGAAAUACCAAAAAUUGAUCAAGAUACCCUGAAACACGGUAGUUGGUGGAAAAUAUCCAAAGUAGACGAUAUAUCCGGGCCGGUCGCGAUUGAAUUUAAUAACCAUAUGUAUGUCAAAGCUCUGGAUAAUGGUUUAUUUACUCUUGGGGCUCCGCACGACGAAGGUGAAGGGCCUUCGUCUGAAGAAAUUUUUACUGGCGUCCCUAUCAAUGAACGAAAAGUAGCAUUUAAAUCUGGUUAUGGGAAAUAUCUGGGUGUAAGCAAGAAAGGACUUGUAAUUGGACGAUCUGAUGCAAUUGGUCCUAUGGAGCAAUGGGAGCCUGUUUUUGAGAAUGGUAAAAUGGCAUUGUCCAGUGACAAUAAUUGUUUCAUGUCAGUGGACCAAGAAGAGUCCAUUGUAGCAAAUUCCAAACGGGCAGGAUCAGACCAAUUCUUAAUUAUAAGAUCCCACACUGUGAAGGAAAUCAAUCCUCUAAAAGAUGUUCCUGAAGAAGAGCAAGGAAAUCUAAAACAGAUUGAAAUAAAUUAUGUCAAAAAAUUCCAAAAGUUUCAAGACAAACGACUCAGGUUAUGUACUGAGGAUACCAACAAGUUGAAAAAAGCAAAAGAAGAGGGUUUGUUUCAUGAAGCUUUAUUAGACAGAAGGAGCAAAAUGAAAGCAGACAGAUAUUGUAAAUGAAAUGGCAGAAUGUAUAAUUGGAAUUUAUUCUAACAUAAAAAUAGUUUGACAUUUUAAACCUAUAUAAUUUUAAAACAAUGUCUGAAGUGGUAUGAUAAGAAUGUACUUUGGAAAUAUUAUCUUAAUAAAAAAAAAUCUAGAAUCA
Cylas formicarius (sweet potato weevil) is the source of this 1132-nucleotide messenger RNA. It is a transcript of the gene FRG1, whose product is annotated as protein FRG1. The record is from RefSeq and is a predicted model, not a curated record. NCBI's taxonomy places the organism in Eukaryota, Metazoa, Arthropoda, Insecta, Coleoptera, Brentidae. Gene Ontology annotation, cellular component: nucleolus; striated muscle dense body; catalytic step 2 spliceosome. Gene Ontology annotation, molecular function: actin filament binding. The transcript has 4 exons. The coding region runs from base 205 to 987 and encodes 260 amino acids.